Messenger RNA from Brassica rapa (field mustard), 1800 nucleotides. Its product is annotated as protein NUCLEAR FUSION DEFECTIVE 4. Gene Ontology annotation, cellular component: membrane. The record is from RefSeq and is a predicted model, not a curated record. NCBI's taxonomy places the organism in Eukaryota, Viridiplantae, Streptophyta, Magnoliopsida, Brassicales, Brassicaceae.
ACUUCUUUCUUCUACAAUGGGCAUUCUGAGAUCUCCCUCUCUUCUUCUGCACUGAAAUGGCUUGGAUUUGUGACGGCGGUUUGGGUUCAGUCCAUCUCCGGCAACAACUACACUUUCUCCAACUACUCUGGCGCUCUCAAGUCACUCAUGAACCUCAACCAGCUCCAGCUCAACAACCUCUCCGUCGCUAAAGACGUCGGAAAAGCCUUUGGAAUCCUCGCUGGCCUCGCCUCGGACCGUCUUUCCACUCCAGUGAUCCUCCUUAUCGGUUCUUUAGAAGGUCUUCUUGGCUAUGGUGUACAAUGGCUCGUCGUUAGCCGCACCAUCACCCCUCUCCCUUAUUGGCAGAUGUGUAUAUUCCUCUGUAUGGGAGGAAACAGCACGACGUGGAUGAACACGGCGGUUCUUGUUACUUGCAUACGAAACUUCCGGCGAAACCGUGGUCCGGUCUCGGGGAUCUUGAAAGGAUACGUCGGUCUAAGCACGGCUAUUCACACCGAUCUCUGCACUGCUCUCUUCUCAAACGAUCCUGCGUCGUUUCUCGUUUUACUCGCGGUGGUGCCUUUCGGAGUCUGUCUCACGGGUUUCUUCCUCCGUGAGAUCCCUCCGGCUUCCUCCGCCGACGAGGAGAGCGAAGAGACGCGUUACUUCGCGGUAUUCAACAUCCUAGCCGUCGUUGUUGCUGUGUACCUUCAGUCUUACGACAUCAUCGGAAUCAAAACCGGAGUGUUCUCGGUCGUUUUCGCCUCCGUACUUCUCUUCCUCCUGUUCUCUCCGAUCGCCAUACCUUUCCACUCGUUCAUACGAAGCUUGAACCGCGGUGAAGAACAAGACGUGGAAGGGCGGGUUCAAGAACCGCUGCUGAGAUCGGCGGAGAAGGAAGAAGUAGUUGUAAGAAGAGGAGAGUCCUGUGGAGGAGAGGAAGAGGCCGGUGUUGGGAGAAGACACACGAUAAUGGAAGCGAUGCUGACUGUCGAUUUUUGGGUGCUGUUCGUGUCGUUCUUGUGUGGUGUAGGGACUGGUUUGGCAGUGAUGAACAACAUGGGCCAGAUUGGGCUUGCACUUGGUUACACAGACGUCUCGAUCUUCGUCUCCAUGACUAGUAUUUGGGGCUUCUUCUUCGGUCGUAUUCUUUCCGCUCUCUCCGAACACUUUCUCAAGAAAGCUGGAACACCAAGACCACUAUGGAACGCAGCAUCUCAAAUCCUCAUGGCUGUAGGGUAUCUACUAAUGGCUUUAGCUGUCCCCAAUUCACUUUACAUCGGUUCAAUGGUGGUCGGAGUUUGUUAUGGUGUCCGUCUAGCUAUUACUGUACCCACAGCAUCAGAACUCUUUGGUCUCAAAUACUAUGGUCUCAUCUACAACAUCUUAGUACUUAACUUACCACUUGGCUCGUUCCUCUUCUCUGGUCUCCUCGCUGGGUUCCUCUACGAUGCAGAGGCUACACCAACUCCUGGUGGGGGCAACACUUGCGUCGGAGCUCAUUGUUACCGUCUCGUCUUCUUGGUGAUGGCUUUAGCUUCUAUUAUUGGAGUCGGUUUAGAUAUUCUGUUGGCUUAUAGGACAAAGGAGAUUUAUGCUAAGAUUCAUGCUAGCAAAAAGGCCAAAAGUUCUGGUAGUGACCUUAGUUAAUAAUUGUUCUAGUUAGAUUGCACUAGAUUGUUCAUCACGAUUUUUUAGUUUGAGAUGCUGAUGUUUUUUUGCAUGAAAAAAAUAUUGGUUUCAUUCAUGAUACAAUGUUGUACUUGUAGUCAGAGUCACCGCACACCAGCGUAAACUUUUCAAGAUUUUGUUCAUAUA